GUAAAGGUAAAGAAAUUAGUGCAAUUCAAUCGACGCAAAUCGAAAGCUGGAAUAAGGCCAAUUAAAGAUAUUAAUUGAAUUAACGCAAACGAAAACGCAAACGCGGGAAUAAAAGUGCAAAAAUGUUUGGCUGCAUCUAUCAGCUGUGGGAUUGGUUGGAGGCGCCACCGCUCUUCACGGCCGGCACCAUGGACGCCAAGAAGUUGCAGCAGCUGCAGGAGGCGGCCAUACUGGCCCAGCAGCAGAAAAAGCUGCCGCUGGCGUACCAAACGAAUCUCAUGGACUACCGCACGGCCACACAUUCGCCGGCGGCGAUCUACCACCAAGCGCUGUAUCAGCAAUCUCCCACGGCCACCAGCUCCAGCGGCGGCGGGCCCCUCUCCCCCAUCGAGAUGCAGCCGCAGUCGAAGCACCACCAUCUGAUGAAGCACGGCCACGGGGGCACUUCGAGCAGCUCCCACAGCUCCCCCUAUCAUCAGUCAUACUCGAGCAGCGGCGGGACGGGCGAGCAGAUCUACCAGUCGCCCACGGAGCGCACCUACCUGGCGGCGGCGGGGCGGCUGCAGGCCAGCAAUGCGAUGGCCGGACACAAUCCGAUAUCGGCGCUGCAGGCCCAGUACCAGCAGCUGCAUCAGGCCAAGAUGCACGCCAAGUUGGCCACCCAGAACGAGGCGGCCCACCAGCAGCAGCGAACCUUUGCUAUGCGGCAGGCCAUCAAUCCACCGACAGGCCACUACCACAUGAGUCAGUCCCCCAGCAUGGUGUCCAACAUGACGACCAUUACUCAGCAGCAGCAGCAACAGCAGCAGCAAUUGUUGCAACAGCAGCAGCAGAGGGCUCCCCCCUCCACGCUGAAUCUGCAGAAUCAAUAUCAGCCGGCGCAGGGUCCGUUGAAGCUGCAACAGCAGCAGCAGCAACAGCAGCAGCAGCAGCAGCAGCAACCGCAGAUGCCGAAACACUACCAGGAGCAGCUUUAUGCUCACCAGCAACAGCUCCAGCUUCAGCAGCAACAACAACAGCAACAACAACAGCAACAACAGCAGCAGCAGCAACAUCGCCAUAAAGCAGAUCUCCAGACACCAGGCAGCGAGCACGGGACGGUCUACAUCCAGCAGAAUCAUCCCGGACACGUGGUUAACCAGGCCUGUCAGACCCAGAUAUCCACGGUGAAGCCCAAGGCGACGCCCAGCUCCGAAGAGUCCUCAUCCACAUCUACCAAGAGUCCCACUCACGCGCCACUCGAUCGCAAGAAGAGCGCGGGCUCCAUUCAGGCUCUCAAGUCGCCCAUCACCAAGCGGCCACCCACUUCGCCCGUCACUCUGUCUGGCUGGCUGCACAAGCAGGGCUCCGAUGGCCUGAAGGUGUGGCGCAAGCGGUGGUUCGUCCUGGCCGAGUACUGCAUGUACUACUACAAGGGGCCCGAGGAGGAGAAGCUGCUGGGGUCGGUGCUGUUGCCUUCGUAUCGUGUGUCCGCCUGUUUGCCGGAGGACAAGAUCUACCGCAAGUUUGCCUUCAAGUGCGAGCACCAGAACAUGAGAACCUACUGGCUGGCGGCGGAGAGUGCCGACGCCAUGAUGCAGUGGGUGCGAGCCCUGGCGGCGGCCAGUCUGAUGCAGGCUCCUAGCAGCGGUGAAUCGGAGCCGAGUGUCAGUUCCUCCCUCAACCACAGUGGGGAGAACUCGGACUCGGGCAUCCACACCCUGCAAUCGCAGCCCAGCAAGGGACAGCCGACGCCGUCCUCGGACAACGCCGGAAGCACUGGCGGCGGUGGCGCCCAGCCCCUGUACGCCAAUGCUCCGCCCAAGCCGCGUCGCACCAACGACGGCGGCUACUCCUCCCCAUCACCGGAGCACAACGAACAGCCGCAGCAGCAGCAGCAGUCAUCUAGUCGCCGCCUGAUGUCGCCCACGCAGCAGCUUUACCAGCAGCAGCAGCAGCACCAACAACAGCAGCAACAACAACGAUCUCAGCAGCAGCCACAGCAGCCGCAGCAGCAGCAGCAUCAUGCCAUCUACGACACGAGGACGGGCCACGUAUCGUCCGCCCUGCAGCUGCAGCAGGCCCAGCAGCAGUACAAUCUGGAUCAUCUGGAGGCUCAGUUCCAGCAGCAGCAGCUAGACAUGGAGGAGCAGAUUGUCCGACUGCAGCAGCAGCGGGCCGCCGAGGAGAUCUACGGCGAGCGGGAGAUAUACAUGGCGAAGCUGAUACAGCAGCAGCGUGCCGCAGGCGGCGGCGGCUAUCCCACCCAGCAGCAGCUCCUGCAGGCCGAGCGACGCACUCCGGAUGCCUACGGACGGUCCAAGCAACAGCGCCUCUUUGCUGCCGCAGCAGCUGCAGCAGACUACGAGGAUAUCUACAACAUGUCGCAACUGGGCGGCGGGGGCGGUGGAGCAGUGCCCAUGUCUGCCCAGGAGGCUCUACUGCAGGAGGCGGCCAGCUACCGACGGCCCCUUAGCCCGCCCAGCUACGAUGGCAGCAAGCAUUUGCCGGCCAUGCCCCAACGAUACACGCCCAACCACUUGGAGGCCAACGCUGAUCAGCUAAUCAAUACCAUGGACUUGCGUGCCCGCUCCGCAGCGGCCAUCGUGCGACCACACUCGGCUGACUUUCUGGAGUAUGAGGCGCGUGCCGAGGCCGCUGCAGCUGCGGCAGCCGCAGCGGUGGCCCAGAGCAAGCACGAAAGCGGACGUGCCCCGCGACCCAAGUCCAGCCUGGACAUCAACCGCACUCCGGACAGCUUCUACUACUCGGAGGCCAGCUACGCGGAGAAGAUGCGCAAGAGUGCGCUCUACCUGCAGAGCGGAGGAGCGGGCGCAGCGCAGCCACAGCAGGCGGGCAGCUAUCGCACCGCAGCCGGGGACUUUGGGUCGGGCGUGAACACCAUUGGAUACGAGAAUCCCUACGAGCGGGCGUACAAGCGCCAGGAACUGCUGGCCGAGGCCCAGGCCCAGGGUGGCGUCGCCAGCAGCAUGCCACGCAUGAGUCGCUCGGCCAGCCAGGGGGCAGGCUGUGGGUCGGUGGCCCGCUCUGCCUCCGCCCUGCCGCAACAGCAGCAGCACCAGCACCAGCUGCAGCAGCAGCACUCGGAGGAGCUGCCUCCACUCAAUGUGCAUCCGGGCUCCAUUUUCCCGCCCUCGAUGUCCACGCAGGAGAUCAUAUGCAAGAACGAGCAGUUCCUGCGCUCGGCCAGUGCCCGGCUACCGAAGCGCAGCGGCGGCAUGGAUGACGACUACUCGGCGGGCAACUCGACCACAACAUCGCCCACAUCGGGGGCUGUGCCCUCGCCGCAGCACGCUCAGGACGGGGAGCGCAAGCGGGAGGAGUCAAUGAAGCGGCUUCUGGAGUGGAAGCAGCGCAUGCUGCAGUCCCCUCUCACCCGUAAGGGCGUGCAGCAGGGCGGCAGCAACAUGUCCGCCAUGUCGAAGCUGGGCAGCAACCCGAACAUUCUGCUCUCCUCGACGGCGGUGGCCAGUGGCGCCCGCUAUGGCCCCCAGGCCGGCAAGACGGGCCUCUUGGUGAACGGCGGCAGCUCUGCCGCUGGUGGAGGAGCCAAUCCGGCCCCAGUCGGAGGCAUACAACGUUCCAGAUCGGAGACUCAGGCCAAUGUGGGACCCGGCGGAGUGUACAACAGCUACUCCUCGGACGAUGAGGAUGGGACUGUGGAUGAUACAGGGUAUCAUGGUGGCGCGGCAGGAAGGUCUACAACAGAAACAACAACGACUAAUGAAAAUACAAUAACAACAACAACAACGACAGGAAACACAAUAGCAAUAGCAACAACAACAACAACAACAAUAGCAUUAGAAACGAACAAAACAACAUUAGAAAGACUUAGUAGUAGCAACAACUUAAGCAGUUUAACACCAACAACAACUUCAACAGGAAGAGGAGAAGGACCAACACCAACAACGCCAACAACACCAACAACAACACCAACAAUCAAUGCAAAAUUCCAUCUAAAACCCAUUCUGAAAGUGCACGAGGCCAGCAGAACGCCCAUUAUUCAGGUACAGCCCAAACGGCCCGAAGAGAGGCCUAAACUGAAAUUGCAAUUGCCACCGGCGGACAUAGAUGGGGAGGAUGGGGAGCAGCCCGUUCCCAUUUUGCCAAAGAAAACAGCGCCCAAGUCGCCGCAGAAUGCCAAUUAUGUUCCCGUAUACAACAAUAAGCUGGUCAGCAGCGGCAACUACGAAAACAUGGAAUUUGGCAAGCCAAUUCAGAGCCCAGUCCAAGCCCAGGCAGAGGCAGAGGCACAUACACAGGCACAGGCACCGUCCCAGGAUAGUGUGGCGAUUAAUGAUCCCGAGGAGACACCAAUGCUGAUGCAGCUAAAGCUGUUUAAGGAGCAGCAACAAGAGGCCGCACAAAAGCAGGAGCAGCAACAGCAGCAGCAGCAGAGGGAGGAGGAGCCACAGACCGAGGACGAUUUAACGCCAACGGCAGAAAGCAGGCCUCCACUAGGAGAGGCCUCUAUAGAUUAUGAUGAUGAUGAUGCAGCUCGAAUGAGAGACGAUAUACAGGUAGAUGGGGAUGGCGAUGCCGAUUCCGAUGCCUAUGCAGAUGAAUUGGAGGAUGAUGAGGAUGAGAGCACUGCCUGUGAGGAGUACACAGAUGAUGACAUUGACGAGGCCUUGGCGCAAGAUGAUGAUGAUGAUGAUGAUUAUGAGGAGAAGGAGGCGUCGUCGGCUGACAUGACUGACCUCCCAAGUGAUAAGGAGCUGCAGCAGCUUUAUGUCAACGAGCCCAUUACGCCCACGGAUCAGCAGUUCGAUGAGAGCCACUAUCUGCCUAUGACACCCAAGAAGGUGGAACUGGGUCAACCAGGCACCCUCAGCCUGGUGGCCACGCACGACAGCUACCUGGAGGAGGAGAAUCACUAUGUGGAAAUGACCAAGGGCAUACAGGACGAGGAUGGCAGAAACAACUACGAGAUCAUGUGCAUUGCCAGCACUAGCAGCAGCAAAAUAACCAAAGCGGAGCCUGUUUACAUGGAGCUGGCAGGGGUCAAGGCAUCGGCAGCAGCCACAGCAGCCGAAGAGGCACACUGCUCUUCAGGUCGCUCUACGCUGAAAAAGGGUAAGAAAUCCGGCACGGAGACUCUGAAGAAGAAGUCCAAGAAGAGGCAGGGCAAGGACAUGCCGGAUAUACUGAAGCCAGCCAAAAGUGCCCUGGCCCUAGCCAGCGAUAGCUCAGACGCCGACGACGAGAGCAGCAGGCAGCAGCUGGAGGCCAAGAAGCUGCGCUCGCGGUCGCGUUUCAGUCUGUCGGACACUUUUAGGCCGGCGUCCUACUACCUGGGCGCCUCCACGCCGCUGAACAACUAUGCGGAGAGCUCGGAUAGCGAAAUAUUGCCCCCGCCGCCCAUUCCCGACUCCCCGCCGCCCAUGGAGGAGCUGAAGACCGAGGAGAUUUUCUCCUCGGAGCACUACGACACCGUGAAGAGGCGCGACAGCAAGGUGAACCUGUCCUACGAGCAGCUGCCCAAGAUGCAUGCCAGCAAUACGUCCCUCAAUCUGUCGAAGACCGAUCCCAGCACCACGCUGAAGAGCAGUCGCCUCUCCCUGCCCGACCAUUUUGCCAAGGGGCGUGGCGGCACCACAUCGCGGGCUGCUGCCACGGCCACCAAAGGCACUGCCACGCCCACUGUUCUGCUGAAGCAGCAUCACGCCCGCACUCUGUCCGAUUCGAACUACAGCUGCCAGACGGACAACAGCUCUUCGCGUACUUCCUCGGACCUGGAACUCUAUCGGAAGCGAGGACAGCAGCGUCCGUCGCCGGCCCGGUGUCCCAGCAAUAACUCCCUGCCCCUGCGCUAUGUGGGGGACAGCAGCGAGAACGAGUCGUCCGUGGAGUUUAGGCAGCGGUCGGACUCGGAGCUGGAUCGCCAGCGGUCGCGGCGACCGCUCUCCCAGGAGUCGAUCAGUGAGAUCGAGUCGCUGAGCGAACAGUUCGAGGAGACUCUGAGCAGCCACGAGCUGGACACGUACCUGAGCCAUCUCCAGGGCAGGGAUCUGCUGCCCUAUCAGCACACGAGCACUAGUCAUGCCACGCCCACCAGCCACCUGCUGAACGAUGCCAAUGCUGCGGCCGGCGCGGAUAUUCUGACCAAUCUGAUCAAGCCGCCGAAGACGUUCCGCAACGCGGAUGACGGCGACGGGGAACAGCACUUUUACGGCAACAUCCACUUCCUCUCCUCCACGGACUCCAUCCAGCAGCUGGGCGAGGGCGGAGCGGCUGUGGCAGCGGCAGCGGCUGCCUACCUCACGCCCAUGCACAGCCGGAACAACAGCAACAUAUCCACGCAAUCGGCGCCGUACUAUUACUCCGAGCUGCCGGCACCACUGCCGCUGAACAACCAGCGGGACAUCCACGCCCAUGGCCUGAACAUUGCCCACAUUCACAAUCCCAUCGAUCGGCACCAGUUCAAUAUGGAUGCCCUGGUGGACAAGGACCAGGCCAUCGACAGCAAGAAUCUGUACUGCGUGAAGGCCAACAACGAGAAGCUCAGCUACAGCAGCAACAAGAACCUGAACCUGAAGGCGGGCCAGGCGCAGCUCAAGCUGAACAACAUGCAGCUUGUGGGCGGCGAGGCAGUGGAGGGGCCGGCAGGAGAGAGCGGGGUCAGCGGCAGCAGCCCCAGCAGCAGCGGGACCCAGAGCCAUCCACUAAACCCAGCCCAUUCAUUUCUCACAACUACUAAAAACACAAAUCUCGCUCGUAAAUCGAUUGGUGGUAGCCUCUUGGAUGAAGGACCUCAUAGCGAUAGCGGUAACGAUGGUGUUAACGUUCAUGGUGUGGGUGUGGACAAGUGCAGACCCUCUGCAGAGUCGGCUGGCCCAGAAGGAGGCCCACUACUAACAGCAGGACGAGUGACAUGCAAUAAUGGCAAUCAACUCUCAGUUCUAGGUGGCGAGCUGCUCUGGGAGGAGGACACCCUGUGGCGGGAGAGUCUGCGUCGCGUCUCGCAGCGGCAUGCUCGCUCCUUGGACGAUCUCGACAGGAUUACCGCCGGCCCCAUAUGCAGCACGCCCAAGACCAAGCUCAGCCGUGAGGUGACCUAUGUGAAUGACAGCCAGAAGCCUCCCCAGCGGCACCAACAGUCGGCCAGCGACGAGCACGAUGUCUAUGUGCAGCUGAUGGGCAACAGCUCUCAGACCACUCACAGCCAGGAUCAGACCGAUUCGGAUGUGUACGAGGUGCUGCGCGAGGACACUGCCUCGAAUCUGUCACACAAAUCGAACGAACUGGAUCGCGAAACCAUCCGCCAAUGGGAUGCCAUGUCAAGUGGCCUAAUGAAAACCACCAGCCACAAUGUGGAGACCGCAUCGCCAAUGGCAACAUCAGCCAGGACACCCACAUCCACACGCAGUGCUAGUGGCAGUGGGCCCAAGGUCAGCCUGCCGCUGACCAGCAGUGUGCGCUCCAUCAUCCAGCAGCUGAAUGGCAGUGGCCAAAGUAAUACCGACGAUGACAAUGGUAAUCCCAUUGUUGUAGCCUCGAUUUCCGUGCGCAAUGUGAACAAUUUGCCCAUGGGGAAUCUGACAGUGAAGCCGGAUCCAUCCGAUGGCCAGCAGGAGUCGGCCUUUGCCCCCUACUAUGGCAGUGCCGCGGAAACGAAAUACGCCAAGGCCACAGUGCUGACGGAUCGCGGCCUCUACGCCUCUGGAGCUGGUCCAUCCACAUCCACGCCGCAGCAUCAGCAACAGCAGGAGCAGCAGCAGCAGCAGCAGCAGUUCCGGAUGCGACGUGUUGGCAGUCGGGCGGAAAUCGAUAUGCUAGAGCGGGAGACGAGCAGCCAGAUUAGGAACCGCCUGCGCAGUGCCGAGGGUCUGACCCGGGCAGAGAGCAUCCAGCGACUGGACUACUUGAAGCAGCACCUGCUCGACCUGGAGCGGCAGUACGAGAAGAGCAAGCCGUUGGUCAAUCUGGUGGACAACAUGGUAAAGCUGGGCUCUCUGUACCGCAACGAUGCCAACGGGCGGGCCCAGCCGGCCACUCUGGAUCGCCUGGAGUUCAAUCAGCGAAUGCAGGAGCGCCAGAUGCUGCAGGAGGAGCAAAAACAGUGGGAACGCCUCAGCCCCAAUCAGGCAGAGUUGCAGGCCAAAGUACGAGAGCUGUACCAGCUCGAUCAGCUGCUGCAGGAAGAGUCGGGCAUCUUGCAGAGCUUGCAGCGCGACAAGGAGGACCUGGAGAGGGCCCUGGGCGGCCUGCGGGCACGCAUCCACGACAGCAACGCCACUCCCAUGGCACUGGAGGCGGCCAAGAAGCAGCAGCACAUCCUGGAGCGCGAACUGUCGCGUGUCCACCAGCUGCUGGCCGAGAACUCAAAGAAACUGGAGCAAACCGUAGCCGGAAAUGCCCGUCUCGAGCAAGAGCUGCUCCUGCUCCGUCAGAAGGUACAGGCCACGCGGGCCAGCACCAGCAACGGCAUGUUGGCCAACGAUGGGUCCCAUGUGAAUGGCGGCGACCAGACAGCUGUCGUGUUGCAGUCGGAGUUGGAGCGGGUGCAGUCCCUGGUGGGCGACAUGCAGCGACAGCGCCAUGAACUGAGCUCGGCCGUGCGUCAACUCACGGAGAACUCGACGCGUCUGUACCAGGAGAUUGGCAACAAGGAAAUGACAGCCGUCAAUGGGGGUGGCUCCACCAAUGGCAGCCUCAAGAAGCGCAGCAACUCGACCAGCUGGACAGAGACCGAUCUGGAUGCCAAUAUGCAGCAGUGGAACGGCAGUCGUCAGAACCUCAACGACUCGACCCUCAAUCUGUCCACACCGCUCUAUGUGGACACCAACAGCUCGGCCAAGUUGAGCGACUACAAUCGCUACAACGGAGGCGGCAGCAGCGAUGCCCUGGAAAUGAGUGGCGUGGACAGCGAUGGCUUCUUGGACAGCAAUCCGUUCGCCAAUUUGAGCAAUCUCGAGAAGCAGGAGAUCAAAACGGUUCGCAUCGUGAAGCGGGAGUCGGAGCGGCGUCAUCGCGAUCGCAGCGAGCGUGGUCUCAGCAGCUCCAUACAGAACCUGGACCAGGUGCUGGAGGAGGAACAGUACGCCCAGCAGCAGCAACAGCUAGCUCAGCACCAGCAGCAGCAGCAACUGUAUGGCCACAGCCUGGAGGAGCAGAUGACCAACGGACAUCAUAGCCGCUCAAAGUCGUUGCCGCGGAACUACAGCGAGCCCCCGAAGCCCAGGAACAGUCGCCACAUGAACGGCGGUGGAGCCGUGAAGCAGAACGGCCACCACUACAACGGCAGCAGCUACGAUUACGACAGGAACAGCAACUACGAGCAUCAGCCGCCGCCACCACCAGCACCGUCAUCGGCGCCCAUACCACAGAGCAAUGGCCACCACCAUCAGAACCAUCAUCAGAGUCACCACCAGCAGCAGCGGGAGCAUCUGAAUCCUCUGGCCAAUGCCUAUUUCGCCAAGCAACUGCAGCAGCAGGCGAAUCCCUCGCGGGACAGUGCCAGGGUGGCACUACGCACCAAGACAGACUCAUUGCAGAGCCUCAACAAGAGCCUGACGGACAUCAGCCCCGAGCCGGUGUUCCAGAGCGUGGCCGCUCGUCAGAUCAUCAAUGAAAUGUCCGCUGGCUCGGCGUCGGAGGACACCGAGAAGAUUGUCGAGAAGGUGCCGCCGCCGCACAAACAUCGACGGGCAGUGCCCCGCGAGAAGCGACGUCACUAUACUGCACCCAACAAUGUAAACCAGAAGGCCAUGGAGAAGGUGCAGGCGGAGAAUGACAUGAAUCGCAAUAACACAAACUGGCGUGCCCGCGAUGAUCUGGACAUGGAGGUGGCCCUGAGGCCGCGCAUGAAUGCCCCCGAUGUGGUGCGUUCGGCACUGGGACAGGGAGAGAAGAUCUCUGAGAAUACCAUUGAUAACUUGCUCUUGGCCCCCAACAAAAUAGUCAUUCCCGAGCGUUACAUACCAGAAACAACGCCCGAACUAUCGCCAGAGGAGAAGAAGCGGCGCCAGGAGAAGGUCGAGUCCAUUAAGAAGAUGCUGGCCGAGGCGCCUAUUAGCAGCAACGAGAACGAGAGCCUGCCGCCGAGCAAAAUCACAGCAGAAAAGAAGCAGCGCGAGCACUUGCUGCAGCUCAACCAGAUCCUGGCCCAGCAGGUGAUGCAAGUCAGCAAGAUUGUGGCCGGCAAUCCCACUAGUCACAACUAAUUAAUUGUCCCAGUAGACCAGUCGUGUUGUUUCUGUUCACAUUUUGUGUUUAUUAUUUGUACUCGUACCCGUACUCGAAUGCAUUUACAUACAUUGUGAUUGUGAGGAGGGUUUCGUUCUCAUCACGAUACUCGUAUAUUCACCCGGUUCGCGCUAUCAAAACAGCAAAUACCUAUACUAUACUAUGCAUACAUAGAACGGUACACUUAAGUAUACAGUAACUGCCAUAACAACAGCAACAGCAACAA
Messenger RNA from Drosophila pseudoobscura, 10414 nucleotides. It is a transcript of the gene kmr, whose product is annotated as pleckstrin homology domain-containing family A member kramer. The record is from RefSeq and is a predicted model, not a curated record. The coding region runs from base 123 to 10166 and encodes 3347 amino acids. The transcript has 12 exons. NCBI's taxonomy places the organism in Eukaryota, Metazoa, Arthropoda, Insecta, Diptera, Drosophilidae.